Molecule: messenger RNA, 2835 nt
Organism: Microbotryum saponariae
Lineage: Eukaryota; Fungi; Basidiomycota; Microbotryomycetes; Microbotryales; Microbotryaceae
Source: the annotation of a GenBank genome assembly
AUGGCCAGCACGAGGGACAUCCGGGUCUGCUUGGUCGGCGAUGAAGGCGUCGGCAAGUCGACCUUGAUCAGCUCGCUCAUAAAGUCAGUUUCAGCUUCAUUACCAACAAAUCUUGGGGUCGGAUCGCGCGCUAGGCAGAGGAAGAUGCCGGUCGAUUCUUAGGUAUAUCAUACAGCAUCGAUGCUCAGAGAACACACCUCUCCCACAGGGAACACUUUGUCAAGCUCGCGCCGCGCACGGUCCUACCCGAAGUGACGAUCCCUCCGUCGGUCACGCCCGGUCAUCAGGUCACGACCAUCAUCAUCGAUACAUCUCGUCAGUCUGGCCCCACGAGAGCGGUGAGCAGCGCGUGGCGUGCCGGGGGGGGGGGGGGGGGUUGACCCGGACAGAUUGCGCUGAUCGGCAAUUUGACCGGGUGCGAUCUCCGCUUCAGCUCGAUCACAAGACCGAGCUCAUUUGGUCAACGAAAUUCGCAAGGCUCACGUCGUCGCUAUCGUUUGUGAGUGUGGUCGGCCCCGUUCGGGAUUUUCUUUUUUGACCGGUAUGGACACUCAACCCAACUGGUGUGACCUGCAACUUGUCCAGACGCCAUCGACAACCCCACCUCGUUCGAUCGCGUACCGACCUAUUGGCUACCGACGAUCCGUUCGCUCGGCGUCAACGUCCCCGUGAUCCUCAUCGGCAACAAGAUCGACCUCCGUUCGGGCCAAGUCACGAACGAGGCCCUCGAGGACGAAUGCGUACCGAUCAUGCACGAGUUCAAAGAGGUUGAAACGGUCGUCGAAUGCUCGGCCAAGUUGCCGUUGAACGUCGGUGAAUGCUUUUAUUUCGCCCAGAACGCGGUCCUCCAUCCGACAGCACCCUUGUACGAUACGAGGGAGCACGUGAGUGGAUCAAUGUUUCGAUCGUCGGAGAGCAGCGCAGUCGAGAGAUGACUGAUUGAAGAAACGCUUCCUCCGGACGGACAGACUUUGAAACCGGCUUGCGUCGCCGCACUCUCUCGCAUCUUCAAACUCUGCGACAUCAACAAGGACGGCCUCCUCUCUGACGACGAACUGAACGAUUUUCAACGCGUAUGCUUCGACGCACCUCUUCAAGCUCGAGAAUUAGCGGGCAUCAAAGAGGUCGUCAGUCGAGGAACGCAAGACGAUCAUCAACCGGCGAUCGUGGACGACGCUUUGACCGAGGAAGGGUUCCUCUAUCUGCAUACGUACUUUAUACAAAAGGGACGGUUGGAGACGACGUGGAAGGCGUUGAGGACGUUUGGGUACGGUGAGGACCUCAGUUUGAGGGAAGACUUCUUGCAUCCUAGGUCAGUAUCGAAACAAUUCAACCCGGCGAGUCGAAGGGGGGGAAAAAAACCCUUUAGCUGAUCGGAAACCCCGAUUCGCGCUUCCGGUCAACUCGGGGGGACCAGAUUCGACAUCCCCGCGGAUUGUACGGCCGAACUUUCCCCCAAGGGUUACCAAUGGUUCACCGACAUUUUCGAAACGUUCGACAAGGACCGCGACGGUGCGUUGGCCGCUUGCGAAUUGGACGACCUCUUCUCCACGUCACCCGGUAACCCUUGGCUCGCGAAUGGGUUCCCCGGUACGACGAUCACGAACGAUGGAGGGAACGUGACGCUGCAAGGUUGGUUGGCGCAGUGGAGUAUGACCACCCUAUUGGAACCUAGGGUCACCUUGGCCUAUUUGGCCUAUUUGGGGUAUUCUCAUUCGGGCGCGAAUGGUGGGAGUGGGAUAGGGCCCGGGUUAAAGUCGAGUGAUCCGACUUCGGCUUUGAUCAUCACCCGCCCGAGGAAGCAGGAUCGGAAGAAGGGGACCGUACAGAGGAACGUCUUUCUCGCUUACGUGCUCGGAGCGGCGGGUAGUGGUAAAACGAACCUUUUGAGGGCGUUCGUAGGGAAAGGCUUCAGGGAGAGACACGAACCGACGAUGAGGAACGAGACCGUCGUCGGUAGUGUGGAAUGGGGUGGCGGGGAAAAGUACUUGGUGGUGAGUUUUUGCGUUCGUCGCCAAGUCGGGAUCGGCAUCGUUUCGAUCGCAAGUGGCGAGAGGCUGAACAACACGCUGGUCGGGGUUGUGAUUCGCAGUUGCAAGAGUUUGGCUCGAAUUACGAGUCGGAAAUGUUGAGGAUGGCGAAGAAGUUGGCGAUGGCCGAUGCGUUGAUCUUUGUUUAUGAUUCGUCGGAUACGAAUUCGUUUUCCUACAUCUCCAAUUUACGGGUACGUUCGAGGACGUGUGCUUUCACCAGGCGAGCCGGUACUGAUACCUUACCUUAUUCGGGGGGGGGCGCCCUUUUGUCCAGCAACAAUUCAAACUGGACGACCACCCCUCCCUCUUUGUCGCGACGAAAUCCGACCUCGAUUUGGCGCAACAGAGGCACGAGGUUCAACCGGAUACGUAUUGUCGCAAAUUGGGCUUACAGGUCCCCGUGGCCGUGAGCGUGAAGCAGGCGCAAUUGGCGGAUUUGUUCCAUACGAUCACGAGCGUCGCGACGCAUCCGUACGUUGGUCUUCUUCAAGACCAGAGAGGGGGGGUGGGAGGGCCCCGUCGCUUGCGGUUUUGGACUGACGAUGAAUGCCGGUUUUUGGAUCUUUGUUUUUUAACCAGGCUCAGUUCGAUCCCCAACUCGAACCGCAAGAACGCCAACUCGUCGAGAUCGCUCCUCGGACUAGGCAUACCCGCCAACGCCGGUUUCACGACUUGUCUCUACGCGACGGCGGGCGUCGUUGGCUUGUUCGCCGCCGGGGCGAUGGUGUGGAAAUCGGUUGUUAAAGGCAAGGCCGUAGGGGGUGUCGUCGUAGGGGGUUUGGGAGGGACGGUGGGGAGGUAG